ACAUCUCUGCAUGAGCCUUGAUCGUUUCCUUGGCUUCCUCGUUCCCGUAUCGCAGAUAACCGGCGGACCACGCGUGUCACAUCGUCCCAAUUCAUAUACCCAAUACAACACACCACCAUGAGCUCAGUGGACUUUUUCGCCCAGGACAAAAUCUGGUUUGAGAAACCUCGCUAUGAUGAGGCAGAGAGGCGCUUCUACGAGAAGCAACCUGGGCCUUCAGAAGAAACCCAGGAUGCAGGAGCUAACAGCAUUCUUCAGGACAUCGCAAGAGCGAGGGAAAACAUCCAGAAGUCUCUAGCAGGAAUGAAGACCACCCUCUGUAUCAGGGGGUCUGGUCAGCCUGCCCUGAACCAUCCAUCCCAGCUCACUACUGGCACGGGGGCCGGGGAUCAAGGGGAACUCGUAUCUCGCAUGAAGACUUUGGAACAGGAGAACCAGAGCCUGCACAAAGUUGUGGAGGACCUGAGGUCAGCCCUGUCCAAGCUGGAGAGUCGAGUGGCAGUUCUGGAGAAGUCUCCGGUUGCAGCUGCGUCGGCGCCCGCUGCCCCCUGCACAAACGGAACUGCAACCAAGCAACAGAAAAGCAGCGCGCCAGUAGACGAGGACGACGAUGACGAGGACGAUGACUUUGAUCUGUUUGGCAGCGACGAGGACGACACAGAAGCUGAGAAAAUCAAACAGCAGCGGGUGACAGAGUAUGCAGCAAGGAAGGCCAAGAAGCCCGCCCUCAUCGCAAAGUCAUCCAUUUUGUUGGACGUCAAGCCUUGGGACGACGACACGGACAUGGGGAAGCUGGAAGAGUGCGUGCGCUCGAUACAGGCAGACGGCCUGCUGUGGGGUGUGUCCAAGCUGGUCCCGGUGGGCUACGGCAUCCGGAAGCUGCAGAUCGCCUGCGUGGUGGAGGACGACAAGGUGGGGACGGAUUUGCUGGAGGAGGAGAUCACCAAGUUUGAGGACUACAUCCAGAGUGUUGAUAUUGCUGCUUUCAACAAGAUCUAAGUGCAGCAUGUGUUUCCUGUCUCCAGCCAUUCUCUCUGCUGAUUGUGAACGCUUCAUGUUCGGUUAAUAAUAAAGACUCUUGCACUUCAUCUCCCCUGUCCAAAGUGCAUUCUUAUUAAUGUUUUAUUUCUUGAUUUUUUUUUUGUUUUUGUUUUAUUGCAAAAUAUUUUUUUUUGCCUUUUGAUUUGAAUGUUCACAUGUCACCGUCAUUGAUAAAAACCUGGCAGUUGACUCUUGACAUCAACAUUAUCUUAAAAGGGUUACAAUUAGAGAUGGGAUUAGAGCAUUAACUGAAACUUAUACUAAUUUAUUACCAUGUCAACUUGGAAUAAAUUGUCAAAUUUGUUUGUUACUCAGCAACGGAGCAUAUUUAUUUAAAGCAUAUUGUGUUAAAUACGUAUUCAAUAAAAUAAACGAUGAAAUCAAUGCAAUGUUUUUCUGAAG
This is a messenger RNA of Gadus chalcogrammus (walleye pollock), 1443 nucleotides long. It is a transcript of the gene eef1db, whose product is annotated as eukaryotic translation elongation factor 1 delta b (guanine nucleotide exchange protein). The record is from RefSeq and is a predicted model, not a curated record. Gene Ontology annotation, cellular component: cytosol; eukaryotic translation elongation factor 1 complex. Gene Ontology annotation, biological process: translational elongation. The transcript has 9 exons. Lineage: Eukaryota; Metazoa; Chordata; Actinopteri; Gadiformes; Gadidae. Gene Ontology annotation, molecular function: translation elongation factor activity; guanyl-nucleotide exchange factor activity. The coding region runs from base 118 to 999 and encodes 293 amino acids.